GGAGGCAGUCGUCACGUUAGCAUAGGGUAUCGGCGCUAUUGGUUUUUCAAGCUCAUUUUGAAGAUCGUCGUAUGUCCGGACGGUCGGCUUGUGGGCGGGCGUUGACGAGGCGUUCGAAACUGGGACCCUCGCAAAAGUGGGCGAGUUCCUGCUUAGCUCCGCCCCCGCGUCAAAGCACACGAACUCAGCGACACUGCUUCAAUUUUGCUCAGCUCCUGGGAGUCUCAUCACCACCCUGCUUUUUGCGCAAUUGCCUUUUCGGAUCAUUUUUUGGAAUCUGUAGGUUGCAGCUGAGAAGCGCUAGCGAUUGACCGGCCAUGUGGCGAGCCGGAAACAAGACCUGGCCUUUCUUACUCCUCUGGGCCUCGCUAUGGGCCGGAGCGGCCGCUCGGAACAACACCUCGGGCGAGUGCGACGGCGCCGCUCGCUGCAAGGACGGUGUCAUCUUGAAUGUGUGGAAGCCAGAGAACCCAGCCCCCUACGAGCGCGCGGCCCGAGCCGUCCUCUACUUGGCCGCCAUGGCCUACGCCUUCGUGGGCGUGUCAGUCAUCGCCGAUCGCUUCAUGGCAUCCAUCGAGGUCAUCACGUCCCAGGAGCGGCGGGUCACCCUGAAAAGAGCCGACGGGCAAAAGUACACGGUCACCGUGCGCGUGUGGAACGAGACGGUGUCCAACCUGACCCUGAUGGCGCUGGGGUCGUCGGCGCCGGAGAUCCUGCUGUCGGUGGUGGAGAUCUGCGGCCACGGCUUCGACGCCGGCGAACUGGGGCCCAACACCAUCGUGGGGAGCGCCGCCUUCAACAUGUUCGUCAUCAUAGGCCUCUGCGUUUACGUCAUCCCCGACGGCCAGAGCCGCCGGAUUAAGCACCCUCGAGUCUUCUUCGUCACCGCCGCCUGGAGCGUCUUCGCCUACGCCUGGCUUUACCUCAUCCUGGCCUACUUUUCUCCAGGGGUGGUGGACAUAUGGGAGGGGCUCCUCACCCUCUUCUUCUUUCCCCUCUGCGUGGGCUUUGCCUACGUGGCCGAUCGCCGCCUCCUCUUCUACAAGUACGCGCGCAAGCGCUAUCGAGCCGGCGGCCGGAGCGGGGUGAUCGUGGAGACCGAGGGGGACCCGGAGCCGCCCCGGGAUCGGGCGCGUCCAGAUGGGGGAGAAGACGGUCGCCCGGCCGAGGUCUUCUACCGUCGCUCGCCGACUGCGCCCGGAGAAGGAGAUCCCGACUUCGCCGUGGACUUUGGCCCCGCCGUAGCUACUUCCGACUGGGAUGACCGGCGUGCCGGAGUCUUUGCCUUCGAGGAAGCCACCGUGACCGUCGCCAAAAAUGCCGGCGCGAUGGAGGUCAGGGUGCUCCGGACCUCGGGGGCUCGAGGCAUAGUGAUCGUGCCCUACAAGACCGUGGAGGGCAGCGCCAAAGGCGGCGGCCGAGACUUCGAGGACACUCACGGCGUCCUGGAAUUUGACCACAACGAGACCUGUAAGGUCCUUCGCGUCAACAUUAUCGAUGACGAAGAGUACGACAAGAACAAAGACUUUUGGGUGGAGAUGUACGAGCCACGACUGCUGGAGAUGAGCCGCGAGAAAGAGGAAACCGGCGUGUCGGGGUCAAAGGAGGAAGAAGAGCGGCGGACAGCGUUGCCCGCGCUAGGCCAACAUGCCAGACUACGAGUCGUCAUCGAGGAGUCAUACGAGUUUAAGAACGCGGUGGACAAGGUGCUGAAGAAGACCAGACUGGCCGUGCUGACGGGAACCACAACCUGGAGAGAUCAGUUUACAGAGGCUGUCACGGUGGGCGCAGGCGGUGAUGACAACGAGGAUGACGAAGGUGGUAAGAAUCCGCCCUCUACCGCCGAUUACGUCCUGCACUUCCUGACCGUCUUCUGGAAGCUUCUGUUCGCGCUCGUCCCGCCUACCGAUUACUUGAAAGGCUGGGCGUGCUUCUGGGUCUCCAUCGCGGUUAUCGGCAUCUUGACGGCGGUCAUCGGGGACCUGGCCUCGCACUUCGGCUGCACGGUGGGUCUGAAGGACUCGGUCACGGCCGUGGUAUUUGUGGCCUUGGGCACCUCGGUACCAGACACCUUUGCCAGCAAGGUGGCGGCCUGCCAGGACCGCUACGCCGACGCCUCCAUCGGCAACGUGACGGGAAGCAACGCCGUCAACGUGUUCCUGGGCAUCGGCGUGGCCUGGUCCGUGGCCGCCGUCUACCACCGUACCAAGAACCAGCCCUUCAGGGUAGAUCCCGGAACGCUGGCUUUCUCCGUCACCCUCUUCACCGUCUUGGCCUUCAUCUGCAUCACCGUCCUGGUCUACCGGCGUCGGCCCGAGAUCGGCGGGGAACUGGGAGGGCCGCCGCUGGCCAAGGCGGCCACCGCCACCUUGUUCUUCUGCUUGUGGUUGACCUACGUGGUCUUGUCUUCGCUGGAGGCCUACUGCCACGUCCGGGGCUUCUGACACCAUCUUCCUGGAUGGACGAUGGAUUGAAGGAGGAUCGAUGAAUCAUUGGAUAGAUGCUUAAACGCAUGAUGACGGUGAUUGAUGAACCAGGAUUUACCUGUCUUCUAAGUGCAAAUAAAGAGCCAUAUGCCCUGGUUGGAGGUUUUUC
Molecule: messenger RNA, 2595 nt
Organism: Corythoichthys intestinalis (scribbled pipefish)
Lineage: Eukaryota; Metazoa; Chordata; Actinopteri; Syngnathiformes; Syngnathidae
Gene: slc8a1a
Product: solute carrier family 8 member 1a
Exons: 7
Coding region: 318-2444 (708 amino acids)
Biological process (GO): cell communication; sodium ion transmembrane transport; calcium ion import across plasma membrane
Cellular component (GO): postsynapse; axon; sarcolemma
Molecular function (GO): calcium:sodium antiporter activity
Source: RefSeq, a predicted model, not a curated record